Molecule: messenger RNA, 965 nt
Organism: Lepus europaeus (European hare)
Lineage: Eukaryota; Metazoa; Chordata; Mammalia; Lagomorpha; Leporidae
Gene: LSMEM1
Product: leucine rich single-pass membrane protein 1
Exons: 4
Coding region: 142-528 (128 amino acids)
Source: RefSeq, a predicted model, not a curated record
UGGGCCUCCUAGGAGCUCUGUCUGCUGAAGAAAGGCAAAGGAAGACGACCGAGUAAGCAAGUGUUGUGGUUGCUCCUGAAUACUUGGUGCUGUUUUCCUGGUAACCUAGCAGCCAAAGCUCCCAUUUCUGUCUUGCAGACAAUGAGUCAUGCUUCCCAGGACACUGGUUCUCGUGAGCGUCAUGAAGACAGGAAGCUUUAUGUUGUGGAUUCCAUAAACGACUUAAACAAACUGAACCUCUGUCCUGCCGAAUCACAGCAUCUCUUCCCUCUAGAGGAGAAAAGCCCAGAGCUUGGCACAAACUCAGGAAGCGGAAGCUGGAGCCUGCUCUUCGUGGGGCUGCUGAUUGUGCUGACUGUCAGCCUGGCACUGGUUUCCUUUGCCAUCUUUUUGAUAAUCCAAACCGGAAACAGGAUGGAUGACAUGUCAAGAAGACUAGUAGCUGAGGGAAGGGACAUAGAUGAUCUGAAGAAAAUCAACAACAUGAUCAUAAAGCGACUCAACCUGCUGGAUCCAGAACAGAACUGAAGAGAUUUUGUGAGAACAGCUGCUAACACCUCAAGACUGAGCAAGUCAUUUCUUCAAGGCAGCAGAUUCUCUUAGCAGAGAGCCAGGCCUGGGCCGACCUGUGGCAAGCAGGGAAGGGAGCAACUUCAAAGCAAACAGGAUUGGGGAGAGCAGCUAGAAAGGGGGCGCUUCUCACAGUCUCACCUUCGGUAGGGUGCUUGAGACUUAAUGGGAUGAUGAGUGGGUGGCUAGCAUGAAGAAAGACCUAAGAAAACAGAAUUGAUCUGCAUAUGUACAACUUUCCUCACAAAAGGGGCAUUGCCGCUGGGUUGAGUUCACUGUGCCAGUGUGGUUCAUUAUGUCUCAUGCAGCUUAGAAAAUUCCUGCGAAUGCCUAAAGAAUUCAUUGAGCUCUACUCAGUGUUGAAGACAACCAGGUGGUCAUUCUUUUCAAUAAAG